This is a messenger RNA of Asterias rubens (European starfish), 4208 nucleotides long. Its product is annotated as annexin A7-like. The transcript is spliced from 5 exons. Lineage: Eukaryota; Metazoa; Echinodermata; Asteroidea; Forcipulatida; Asteriidae. The record is from RefSeq and is a predicted model, not a curated record. The coding region runs from base 247 to 669 and encodes 140 amino acids.
CAAACAUAGACAUUCAUGUACGGUCGGUACGUACGUGAAGACGAACGAAACGUACACACCGUAUGCAUUCCUUUACACCUUGAACUGUUUUCAUCCUCAACAUUCACUAUUUUGAAACAAAAUAUACCCCUACAAUAUUGAAUUCAGAAUCCAAUUGGUUUGACUUCGUUUCCGACACAGCUACGACAUUUUUUCAUUGACGCUUGAAAUCUUUAUCGUUGGUUGGAAGAAACCAAGUCCAGCAUAAUGUCUGCUCCACCUCCACCCUACGAACCUCCAAAGGGACAGCAAGCAGGUUACCCACCCCAGCAGCAAGGGUACCCACCACAGGGAUACCCAGCACCCCAGGCAGGGUACCAACCACCACCCCAGCAAGGGUACCCGCCACCCCAGCAGGGAUACCCGCCACCCCAGCAGGGAUACCCGCCACCCCAGCCAGGUUACCAGGCUGGGUACCCUCAGCCGCAGGGCUAUGCCCCAGUGCCUACCCAGGGGCCAGCAGGUGUGGUGGUGGUGACUCAACAGCCGCAAGUUCAGCAAACUAUCGUGACUACCACAGUGCGGCAACGACCCAGGGUGAACCAUCUGCUUCAUGCGAUCAUCACAUUUUUUUUCUUGCCUUGGGUAAUUGUCUGGAUAAUACUGUGCAUGACAGAAGGGGAAUGUUAAGAAGAUGAACUUCUGAGCAAAACAGAAAGGAGAGGAUGUGUUUAAAGUAGGUUCUCUAAACUGUAACAAAUAGUUGGUUGUAACAUAAUAUCAGACAUUUGGUUCAUAUUUUACCUGUCAUUCAUGAACAUAGUGAAAGUAAUUAAGAAAUUAACAAUGACAUUUGGUACAGCUGUGACACAAAAUAAUGACUAUGACAAAUUUUGUGACAAGAUUUCCAUAGCCUCUAAAUCACCUUGGUGGUGUUUUGUACUAUAAGUAGAUUUAAGCUAAACGUUUCUUUUUGUAUGCAAAUCAACACAAGGUUUAAGUUUAAACAUAAAAGUAGCCUAUUCAGAUGAAGAAAAUAGAUUGUGCAUGUCUCAUGGGUGUUCUAACAUAUUGGAUCACUUUGGUCCCAUGUACAUUGCUCAAGCGAUUGCGCACUUUCAAAAUGUUAAAAAAGGGGUGAGACUUGCACAGUCUAUUGGAAAAUUUGUCGAUAGUUAAAAUGUUCACAUUAUAUUCAGUUUAAAAGAACAAAUUUUGAGUAAUCUUUGAAAGGUAUUUGAUGUGGUAGAUAUGUAAUCUCAAUUGGAAGUUUGUUGUUUUUUUGUGGUAUUUUGGGCAUAGUGUAUUACCACUAGGUUUUUCAGAAUCGAAAACUUAUUUGCUACGGAUUUAACGCUACUGAUAAUCAUGGCUUUACCACUACAGCGUAUUUAAGUUUAAUGGUAGCGUCAGUGUAGAAAUCAUGCUUUGAAAUUUUUGUUGAAAUGCAUUGCCUUUUUUUAAAGACAUUUUCAAUUGUUACUCGCUUCCACGUUCUUUCAUCAAAAAAAGGGAAAUAUCAACUUCUUAUUGGAAUCAUGUCUGAAAUUUUAUAUAUAUUUUUUUAGGCACAGAGCUGCCAACCUUCACCGACCAAAAUCAGUAUUCCUGAAGCAAAGAAUCUUUUUUUUUUUUUCCCUGAAUUUUUCAAAAUUUACUAUCACGCCUGUAAUUUCACCGAGGCCAUGGAGGCCCCCCCCCCCCUGGACCAUAGACUUUAACAUUCGCCAACGGCAGUGCCCUUUGCAAAAUGAAAAUGGCCUUGCCCUUUCAAGCAUGAAAUUCCAGGCCUGUUAAUUCACAUAGCCACUAAUUGCCUUCAAACACUUAGUGACGAUCCCUGUUGGUUGGCAGCUCAGCUAUAAAACACAACAAAUGUUUUUUGAAAUUUCGGUACCCAGGCUCGGCAUUUCUUGCCUACAUUGUAUGGUUUCCUGUCUGGGAAAUUUGCAUAAUGGCCAUUUAUGACUUUGUCAGACUCGGAAGGUUGGAAUGAGUAAUAUGGAUGGGCCUGCCACCAAUGUCAAAACUGAACUUGGGGUUAAAUAGGUCUAAACAUAAUAAAGAUUAGGCUGUGGCUUCUGCAGAUAUGGAUGUGGUUGCCGUGGCUACGGCUGCUGCUAAGGGUGUUGCAAUGUGCAUCAUGGGGUUCUAUGCUAUAGAAAAGAUAGGAGGUAAAAUUAUAUUCCGAUUUUUUUUUUCUAUAUUUUUUUUUUUUUUUUUUUUUUUUUUUUUUUUGGGGGGGGGCCUUUAUUAUUUCGUUUUCUAGCUCAAGCUGUAAACUUAUGAAAUAAAUCACUGAGAAUACUUAGCACAAUUAGCCCUUUCCAUGAAAAAUGCUGAUUACAUUCAUGAACGCGUACAGACACUAUUGGUCGGCAAACGGCGUAGAGUUGUGCACGAGGCAAAGGCACAAUUGUGUAUGCAUAACAGCCCCUACAGUCUAAAAUAAAAAGGAUGUAUAAGUGCGCGAGUGCGAUGUGUAAUUUACAUCUUUCAUGCGGAAUGAAUUUCUUCAAUGAAGCGGUCAAUACUAUUAAAAUGUUUUUGGAGUGUUUAGUUUCUUUCUUGAGAAUUAAAUGUUUUUGUAUUGUUGCUAUCGUGUUUAAAAAACACAUAAUAAUGCGAUUAGAAGAUAAUAAAAGAUUAGUAUAAAAUUUAUACACAUAGUAUGUGACAUACAUUUUUGGGGGUAAUUUGUAGGAUAAAUAAGGGAAUAAAAAGGGUAGCGACAAAUUCUUAAACGGCUGGGUAAAACCGGCAGGGUCAUGGCCGUGUGAUAGACGCUAGCCUUUUGUCAAAAGGCGAAACAGUAUCACAAUUCUAGAUAAUCUGCCACUUUUGUUGUUUGCAAAAAACAAUUCUGGACAGAAACUACAACAAAUGUUCAAGAACUAAGGACUUCUUCCUCGUUCUUGACAAUAAGUACUACGUAUAAGGAAAGCAAUUCUCAAAAUGCAAUGCAAUUAGAUUUAUAUUGGACCAAUACUAGACUUUUAUCAUAAGGCAGUUAAGUCAUGUAUCCAAUCUCGUCCAUGACUGCUUAUAAACUAUCUUUAAACAUACAAAGGGUGACCAGACUAAAUUACCAUCCAGUCUCGAUUCGAAUGGAAAGAAUCCAAAAUGGUCGACACAAUAAAGGUCUUUGUUUUCCCAUGUACUCACAGUCAGUAUUUGUAUUGAAGACUUUUAAGUCUCCAUAAAAGAGGCUUUUUUAUACAUGUAAAUUACUACGCACAAAAAAACAACAAGGAGUAAAUUAGAUUUCGGAAAAUGUGUAUCCUUUGAAGAACUUAAUGGUUCCGGUGUGGCUGUAAGCAAGUAGGUGAUGUUUUCUAGCUCAAUUAGAAAACACCACUUAUGAGAAACUUCAACUGUUUUGGUUGUAUUUUCAAAAUGAAUACAACCAAAACAGGUGCAAUUUUGAGCCAGGAUCAACACAUCAUUUAUCAUAAAAUUGGCAUAACAUUAGUGUUACCAUAUAUCCGUGUGACUAUAUGUUUAUUAAUAUUUAGUUUAAGACUUUUCAUUCACUAAGCUACGACAUAUGUUUUGAGUAAUAUUAACAGCAUUAUAGAUAUAUUUUUCUUCCUGAUUAAUUUUCCUUAAAACCAUUUAAUAGUUUAAAAGAGAUAUUAGUUCAUUUUCAUAUUGUGUAACUGAAAUUUGAUUGUUACACAAUAUGAAAUUUGAUUGUUGUCUCUGGGGAUCUAUAUAACUCCCACUAUACAGUUUGUUUGUUCUAAACAGUAUUAUAAUUUGCCUUUCAUUCCACGAAAUUGUCUUUAAAGGGAUCAUAUACAUUUGGUAAUUGGGCCCCACUAUUUGUUUUAAUCAUGUAUAGUUGUAGAUAUAUACCAUAAAAUUAACUUGUGGGAAAUUCAUUUCAAAAGGCGGUGGUGUUUUUUUGAGAUAUUGCCGAAAAUCUGGAGGGAUUAUGUCCAUCCAGGAAUAAUUUGCUAUUUGAAUACACAAUCUAAGACAAGUUACUCUCAACAGUACAGUGCCCUUUCUCAGAUUCAAAUUUUUGGGGGUUAAAAAGUGAUAUAUUUUAGUCAUAGUGUAAAGUGUCUCAAAGUGCAUUAUACCAUCAAAAGCUGCUGUAUUUCUUACCAAAUAAGGUUUUUUUCAGAGUCAAUACCAAAUGUAUACAGACCCUUUAAUUGUCAAUACCUUUCUGCUUGUAUUUUUAUAUAUUAAAUUGCUGUUAUAGUAGAUGUAAAGGUAAA